AAAUAUGCUUUUUAUAGUUACUCCUUUUAAUGUUCUCAAGGAUAUGGUGUAGCGGUAAAGUGUCUUUACUCUAUUUUAAAGGUGAAAGGUUUGAAUCCUACAAUGGUAGUAUUUAGAAGCACGUUAGUUUGUUGCUAAAAAAAUUGAUUCUUUUAUGUAAAAAAAUAAUAUUAGUUUUAUUAAAAUCUAUUAAAGUUGACAAAUAUAUUGUAAUUAAAUUAAAUAUGUAACAAUCUUAUGAUUGAUCAACUACGACUACCAUUCUCCCCUGUUCCAUUAUGAAACUGAAAAUACCCACCAUUUCUCUCUUCUUCUUUCUCAUUUCUACUCCUGCAACACUUCUUGAAGCCUCCAACAAUGGCAACAGAGGAUUUACACUUGAAGAAAACGAAGACACCCACAUCAAAAGAUCCGAUUUUCCAUCCGGGUUUCUCUUCGGAACAGCCACUUCUGCUUACCAAGUUGAAGGAGCCUAUCUUGAAGACGGAAAAUCGUUAAGCAACUGGGAUGUAUUCAGUCACUCUGGAGGUUGUGAGGAGAAUGGAGAUAUUGCUGAUGAUCAUUAUCAUAUGUUCUUGGGAGAUAUUGAAUUAAUGCAUUCCAUUGGCAUACAAGCAUACAGAUUUUCUAUAACUUGGGCUAGAAUUCUUCCAAGAGGAAGGUUUGGUAAAGUCAAUCCUGCAGGCAUCAUGUUCUAUAACAAGAUCAUAGACAAUCUGAUUCUAAAAGGAAUCGAACCAUUUGUGACGAUUAACCAUGUAGACCUUCCUCAGGAACUUGAAGACAGAUAUGGUUCUUGGCUAAACCCCGAAAUGCAGGAAGAGUUUGUAUAUUUAGCAGAAACAUGUUUCAAGUCAUUUGGAGACCGAGUGAAGUAUUGGAUCACCAUAAACGAGCCUCAAUUACUCGCAGAAUUGGCUUACGAGUGGGGGGUUUUCCCACCAUGUCGUUGCUCAGAGCCUUUUGGAAACUGUCUUGAUGGAAAUUCAGAUGUCGAGCCUAUCAUCGUUAUGCACAACUUAUUAUUGGCCCAUGGCAGGGCAGCCAAGCUAUAUCAUGAAUACUUCCAGCCUACACAAGGUGGCUCAAUUGGACUCGCUGUUCACGCUUACAUGUAUGAACCGCUAACGGAUAGUGAACUUGAUCACCAAGCUGCCAAAAGGGCAUUUGCUUUUCAUUCUGGCUGGACACUUGAUCCCUCCAUAUUUGGAGACUACCCGGAAGAACUUAAGGAAUACCUUGGUUAUGCUUUGCCAAGUUUCUCCCUUGAUGAAAAGAAUUUUAUGACGAAUAGUAUAGAUUUUAUUGGCAUCAACCAUUAUUCGAGUAUAUAUGUCAAGGAUUGUACUAAUGCUAGUUGCUCCGCAACUGGAAAUCGCGCAAUCCAAGGUUUUCUGGAGGCAGUUGGAGAGCGUGAUGGUGUGCCAAUUGGUGAACAUACGGGGGCACGAAAUUCAUAUGUUGUCCCUAAAGGCAUGGAAGAGAUUGUUAACCUUAUCAAGAUUCGAUACAAUAACAAACCCAUGUUUAUCACUGAAAAUGGAUAUUCGACACCAGACUUGCACGAGCAAAGAGUUGAUGAGCUAACUAAUGAUGUCAAGCGAAUUGAAUAUCACACCAAAUACCUUGCUUCAUUAGCAAAGUCUAUUAGAGGAGGAGCAGAUGUACGUGGAUAUUUCGCAUGGUCAUUUAUGGAUAGUUAUGAAUGGUUAUAUGGUUACGAUGUUAGGUUCGGAUUAUACCAUGUGGAUCGACAAACUCUAGCUCGGACGCCAAAGCUUUCUGCAUCAUGGUAUAAGAAUUUUCUGUCCAACAACAGUGAUUUUGUCUUUAUGGAAACUUCACGGGACAACAUUUAUUAAGUUGUCCAAGAAUGUAUUCUUUGUCAGUUCCUCACUGGCUGUGUAUUUAUUUCUCUCUUCCUUAAUGUAUUGAAAAAACAGAAAAAGGAAAUAAUCCAGUUUACUAGCUGAAUUAAACACA
This is a messenger RNA of Helianthus annuus (common sunflower), 1983 nucleotides long. RefSeq names its product beta-glucosidase 18. Bases 279 to 1862 code for a protein of 527 amino acids. The transcript has 11 exons. Gene Ontology annotation, biological process: carbohydrate metabolic process. The record is from RefSeq and is a predicted model, not a curated record. Gene Ontology annotation, molecular function: beta-glucosidase activity. NCBI's taxonomy places the organism in Eukaryota, Viridiplantae, Streptophyta, Magnoliopsida, Asterales, Asteraceae.